Gryllus bimaculatus (two-spotted cricket) is the source of this 627-nucleotide messenger RNA. NCBI's taxonomy places the organism in Eukaryota, Metazoa, Arthropoda, Insecta, Orthoptera, Gryllidae. The record is from the annotation of a GenBank genome assembly.
AUGUAUGUGGUUGCAGCGUUCUGCUCGUCGGACCAAGAGUGCGCGCUGGACGAGGCGUGCGUGCGCGGCCAGUGCGCCAACCCGUGCGCGGGCAAGGGCGCGUGUGGCAUGAACGCGCUGUGCAGCGUCGCCAACCACCUCAAGCUGUGCGCCUGCCCGCCCGGCUUCACCGGCAAGGCCGACGUGGAGUGCGUGCGCGUGACGUGCCGCGUGCACAACGACUGCUUCCUGGGCCACAUCUGCCUCAACAACAUGUGCAUCUUCGGCUGCACCACCAACGACGACUGCACGGCGAGCGAGGCGUGCGUGGAGCACCGCUGCGCCGACCCGUGCGCGGCGUCGCCCUGCGGCCCCAACGCGCUGUGCGCCGUCUCCAACCAGCGCGCCUCCUGCUCGUGCCGCGACGGCUUCGUGCCCAGCCCCACCGCGCAGGUGGCGUGCGUGCGCGCGCCGGCGCAGCCGUGCUCGGAGAACCGCGAGUGCGGCGCGGGCCAGGCGUGCCACGAGGGCGCGUGCCGGCCGCUGUGCGCCGGCGCCGCGGGAUGCCUGGCCAGCGAGCGCUGCGUGGCGGACGCCGGCGUGUGCAAGCCCGUGUGCCGGCGCGACGACGACUGCCGACGCGGCGAG